CAAUAAGGUUUUUUGAUAUAAAUGUCGUCACAUACAUUUAGCCAGAAAAAGUUUAUUCCUACACCACCACAGAAAGGCAGUUUCCCUUUGGAUCAUGAAAAUCUUUGUAAAAAAUAUUAUUUGCAUUACAUGACCUGUCUACAGAAAAACGACGAUAACAGCAGUAGGUGCAGGGACGAGGCAAAGGAGUAUUUGGGCUGCCGCAUGAAUAAUCAGUUAAUGGAAAAAGUUGAAUGGUCCAAAUUAGGGUUUGACAAUCAAACAGACCAUUCAUCAAAUAAAAACAAUUAACAUUUCUUUUUAUAAUUAUUUAAAA
Messenger RNA from Teleopsis dalmanni, 316 nucleotides. Its product is annotated as cytochrome c oxidase assembly protein COX19. Gene Ontology annotation, biological process: mitochondrial respiratory chain complex IV assembly. Gene Ontology annotation, cellular component: mitochondrial intermembrane space. The transcript has a single exon. Lineage: Eukaryota; Metazoa; Arthropoda; Insecta; Diptera; Diopsidae. The coding region runs from base 22 to 291 and encodes 89 amino acids. The record is from RefSeq and is a predicted model, not a curated record.